Molecule: messenger RNA, 3762 nt
Organism: Diachasma alloeum
Lineage: Eukaryota; Metazoa; Arthropoda; Insecta; Hymenoptera; Braconidae
Gene: beta-Man
Product: beta-mannosidase
Exons: 5
Coding region: 263-3067 (934 amino acids)
Biological process (GO): glycoprotein catabolic process; carbohydrate metabolic process
Molecular function (GO): beta-mannosidase activity
Source: RefSeq, a predicted model, not a curated record
UUUUACGUCUCCCUCUGUUGUCACGUGAACCCCUGAUAUGAAUUCAAACUCGCCAAGGUCAGAUUAGUUACAAUUGAGUGAUAAAGUGGGGGUAAAGUGGUCGUGGCAAUUGGUGUAAGGAGAUCCCGCCGGCUUCAUGACGCCUUCAGUCUUCAGUGUAAAUUCUAGCCGUCGAGGCAAGCAGAAGAUCAAUCACAUCGACUAAAACCGAGAAUUAUCAACGGAAGAUAGAAAAUUUCCGUGAUAACAGUCCAGAGUCGAAAUGCGACUCAGUGCAGUCAUUUUUCUGAGCUCCUUGCUCAGUGCUCGGGCGGAUACUCUGGACGUUUGGGAUGGACUGGUGGGAAGGGAAUAUAUCAGCAACGUGAGACCUCCUUUCGAUACGUACAGAACCUUCGCAAAGGAAGGAUUCAUCAAUCCAUUUUUUGGAGAUAACGACGUGGCUUACAGAUGGGCAGGAAAUUCAUCGUCAUUUUUUAGAAGUGUAUUUCUUGUCAAUGCAGAUGAAUUUGCUGCUCAGCGAGCUCUCCUCGUAUUCCAGGGUGUUGACACGUUUGGGAGAAUUUCGCUGAAUGAUCAUGUCCUGGGUAACACCACAAACAUGCAUUUGCGGUAUUUUUACGAUGUCAAAGAGUAUCUCACUUUCCCGAAACAGAACAAGAUAAACAUAAACUUCGAGUCAGCAGUGAAAGUAGCAGAAUCUCUCUUCACGAAUCAGUCAAAAAAUUAUCCAGUCCCCCCUAAAUGCGUGCCCUCGUCCUACAAUGGCGAGUGCCACGUGAACCACAUUCGAAAGAUGCAGGCGAGUUUCGCGUGGGACUGGGGGCCAGCCUUCCCAGGCGCAGGCCUGUGGAGCAUUCCCAAACUCAUCAUCUUCAACGACUCGACCCUCUUCGACACGACGGUAGACGUAGAACUAACAGCCGACCAUCUCUGGAGGAUAACCGUAACUGUUCACCUGGAGAACGCCCCCAGUAGUCCAUCGAAGCCGGUCACAGGGACUCUGGGCGCCAGCCUGAUCAUCACGCCUACCCGAUGGAAGAACAUCCCCUGGAGUCUUAGUCCUACUAUUCCGGACUAUUACACUAACAGAACAACCUUCAACUUCACCAACAACGAGAAAACUUCACUUUUAUCGUUAACCAUAGACAUUCCUGAGUCAAAGGUCGUCAGGUGGUGGCCGAAUGGCUGCGGACGCCAACUGGCUAAUGGUCUUCAGAAACUAUACGACCUGAACAUCACCCUGACGACCCCUAGCCACUCGGAAUUCAAGAUCCGAAAAGUCGGCUUCAGGACCAUCGAACUCGUCCAAGAACCUCUGAAAAAGGGCCUGAGUUUCUACUUCAAGGUGAACGACGUACCGAUUUUCGCGAAAGGAACGAACAUGAUUCCUAUAGGUAUCCUAGCUGAUAGAGCGGCCAACGUAUCAGUCCGAGCGCUUUUGCUGAGGUACAUGCAGGAGACACACCAGAAUAUGGUGAGGGUGUGGGGUGGAGGAAUUUACGAGAUCGAUGAGUUCUACGAAGCGGCUGACAGCUACGGCAUCAUGGUGUGGCAGGAUUUCAUGUUCGCCUGUGCGAUGUACCCGACAACCCCUGAUUUUCUAGCUUCAGUGAGGGAGGAAGUGAGGCAGACAGUUUGGCGACUGAAGAGUCAUCCUUCUGUGGUGCUCUGGGCUGGGAAUAAUGAGAAUGAGGCUGCGUUGUACGGGAAUUGGUAUGGCACAGGUAACGAAAAAGUGUACAAGGACGAUUACAUAAAACUCUACGUUGACGUAAUAAAGAAAGAAGUUGAGGAAAAUGACAAGUUGAGGCCCUUCCUGGCCUCCAGUCCCACCAAUGCAGACUACAGUGCCCAGAAUGGCUGGAUCGAGACGGAUCCCUACUCCAAUCUCUACGGUGACAUUCAUUACUACAAUUACGUGGCCAAUGGAUGGGACAUCAACACGUACAAACGACCUAGAUUUUCGUCUGAGUAUGGCUUCCAGUCGUUGCCAUCCAUCAGGACGUUGAGACCCUACUGCCGGAACCCCAAAGUGGAUCUCGUCAGGGGCUCCGACUUCCUGAAGCAUCGACAGCAUCUACCGGGGGGCGAUGUCUUCAUGGAACUCCAGAUUAAAAUGAAUCUCAGGAUUCCGGACACUCAGGAUCCUCUCAGGGACUUUGAGAGCUACAUCUAUCUCAGCCAGAUUCAGCAGGCUAUGGCUGUUAAAAUUCAGACUGAGUCCUAUAGACAGGCCAAGAGCAGUGUCAAUGAACUAGGGGAGGGAAUGACUAUGGGGGCUUUGUACUGGCAGCUCAAUGACGUGUGGCAGGCACCCUCGUGGUCCUCCAUCGAUGUCGAUGGCAGGUGGAAAAUGCUGCACAAUUAUGCCGAGGAAUUCUUUGCUCCUGUUGUUGUCAACUCCAGGGUUACUCUCGAUGAAGUGAGGAUUUUUAUCAUCUCCGAUGAUUUGCUGGAGAUUCCCAGUUGCUAUGUGGAGAUCAAUUUCCAUAGGAUUUGGAAUGGCACGAUGCCACCGGUCUAUACCAAGCAGCUGGAUAAAGUCACUGUUCUAGGAAAUUCUGCCGUAGAACUUCCCACUCUGAGCCUCCAGGGAAUCCUGAAAGAGGCGUCAUGUGGCUCGACAUUCGAGGAAGCGAAGAAGAGUUGCAUAAUCGAAUUAAUUCUCAAAUCCUCCUCCAACAGGCAACUGGCCCCUGCGAACUACAUUUAUCCAGCGCCACCCAAGGACCUCGAUCUUCCUGUCUGCGAUCUUGACGUGUCCAUCGACGCGUUCCCCUCGUGGAACGUCCCAGAACGAUUGCGGAAUUUCUACGUGAGUGGCUACGAUGUCACCAUCAUGAGUACUUGCACUCAGUUGUUCGUUUGGUUCGAUGGCAACGGUUUUUACGACGGGAGAUUCUCGGAGAAUGGCUUUCAUCUGCUGAAAGGGUCGAAACGAAUUCUGUUCUUAACUCAAGACAUGGGUAGAUUGCAGGGACCCGUAAGGGAAAUUACUGUCACUACACUCGGGUCCAUUUAUGCCACUCCAAAACCCAGCAUGUCAAUUCAUGUCACAUACUAGAGACGAAUUGACGAUUCAUCAUUUUCGACGAUCAUAUCAUUUUAAUUUUCUUAAAUUUGAAAGUGUGAACACUUACGAUAAAAUUUUAUUCAAAAACCUAGGGAAUUCGCCACGAAUUUCUGUCGGAAUUCUGUUGAAUUUUCCCAUUCUCUCAUUUCUAGUGAGAUAUUUUCUAUAGAAAUUUAGGGGCUCAAAUUUUUCAAGGUUUUUUGUUCGAUUUUUUAGUGAAACAAAGAGUUUUCUCUUUGUUUCACUAAAAAAGUUCAAAACGUGGAAAAUUCUUGUUGAAGAAUUCCGAUAAAAAUGUCCGCAGAAAAAUUUACAGAAGGAUGAAAUUUUACUGAUUUUUUAAAUGUAAUUUUUUCGUAAAAAACUUUAGAAGACUUUUUUGCAUUUAAUGGAAGUUUCACUUAUCUAGAUAUUUUUGGGAGAACAUUUCCCAGACUUUGAAGAAAGUCUCUUGAGAAUUUUCUUUGCAGUCCUCGCUCCCAAAAAUUUGCAAAAUGAUUACUCUUUUUAAUUCUCUUUUUCCUCUUUACAAUUCUCUCUUUAUAAAAUUAUAACUACUCACGGUGGAAAAUACAUGUCGUAAUGUGAGUGAAUUUCAAGUACAAUCAACACGACUAGUACCACGAAAACACCACCGAUCAAUGUAUAGAUCCAAUUAAACAUUUUUUUACGAUUUUUGAGAACAA